UGAAAUAUCGAUCCUACUUUAAUAUGACAACCUGUUGUAUGGAUAGAGGAAUAAUCCUGUAUGUAGUUUUCUUUCUUGUGCAAAAUGGAAUUGGAGAGGAGUGCACACAGAUUAGAAAGAAUGGUCACUACUUGUGUGGAGGAAGGAAUCUCACCUACAUACCUACCAGUAUUCCUUCCUCUGUGGAGAUGUUGGACUUCAGUUUUAAUUUCUUGCCCACCUUGCAGAGGACUGUAUUCCCUCAGCUGUAUAAUCUGAAACUUCUAGAUCUCACAAGAUGUCAUAUCCAUCAUAUUACUGACGAUGCUUUCCACAAUGUGAAGAAUGUGACCACUCUAAUUCUCACUGGAAACCCUGUCUCAUAUACAGGACUUGAUGGAUUGAACUCAUUACAUAAACUACACAGAUUAGUUCUUGUGGACACUGGCCUGUCAUCUUUAAAUGUCCAGUUCAGCAAUCUCACCGAGCUUCGAGAACUAAACGUUGGGACUAACAACGUUCAGUCCGUGGCUCUUCCACCUUUCAUGAUAAACUUCAGGGACUUCAGUUCACUGGAUCUUCAUGCUAAUAACAUAUCCAUCUUAAGAGUAAAUGACACUAAUGUUCUUCGACAGAUGAAGGGAAAUAUCACAUUAAUCCUCUCACGGAACCCGAUAUUAUACAUAGAACCGGGAGCAUUUCAGAACCUUCACCUCAGAGAGCUGAACAUACGGAGUGCCUUCGUUUCACUCGAUGCACUAAGGGAUGGUCUGAAAGCACUUGUUGGUCUUAAUGUUGGCAAACUGAUCAUUGGAAACUACAGAGAGGGCAAUGUAGGGACACCUGAGGGCAUUUACCUUGAUGGUCUCUGUAUGAUCAAUUUCAAAGAGAUAGAAUUUCUCAGACUUGGUUGGUCAGCUUCUGACACCCAUUGUAUUGUCAAUGCAACAAAGAUUAAAAUUGAACGAGGCAUUAUAAGAACAAUAGAAAACAUUCCGUUUCAGCACAUUAAAGAGCUCUUUAUAGGUUACAACGAUGUACCCAUGAACCUGAAGCUUUCACAUCUACAUUCUUUAGAAAAACUUGUGGUUCUUGAGAAUAAGUACACAUUCUUUAAGGGUCUCAGUGACAUGCCCAAACUCCAGCAUGUAAAUCUGAGCGGAGGCAAAAUGAGUCUAUCGCGCUGCUGUUCAGAGUAUUUCAGAGGGAUGCCAAACCUUCGUAGCCUUAACCUGAGUGUAAAUAUAGACGUAACUUUGAACAAAGAUCCAUUUUCUGGACUUACCUCCUUGGAGGUUUUGGAUUUACACCUCACAAGGUUAAGUGGACUAACUGUGCAAUUUGAACUUUUUAAAAACCUCCCCUAUUUACAAUUUCUGGAUAUUUCAUAUUCAGAUGCUACUUUUAGGAGCACAAUGACAUUUGGUUAUCUAAGCAAACUAAAAGUACUAAAAAUGGCAGGCAUCAAUAUCCAAGGAGAUGCACUCACUUAUUUAUUCCAAAAUCUCACAUUUAUGGAAUUACUUGACAUCUCAGACUGUAAGAUUGAGAGUAUAGCCUGGAAAACAUUUAAUGGUCUCCCGAGACUAAAGCAUUUAGUUCUUAAUCAAAAUAGACUGAUGGUUUUGGAUUUCUUAACCCAUCCUAAUCUAAAAGGUUUAAGAGUAUUUGAAGUGCACACAAAUAACAUUGCUAGCAUUGCACUAAAUAUCCUACAAAAUCUGCCAAUGAAUCUCUCAGUUUUUGAUUUAUCAUUUAAUUCGAUUGAUUGUUCCUGUUCACAAAUUAAUUUUAUUUUGUGGAUCACUGGUCAUCAACGAUUAUUCCCCGAAUCAAAUGACAUUUUAUGUAAAAUAUCAUCACAAGAUCCUAAACUGAGGGUCAUUGACUUUGACUUUGAAGGUUGUAUACACAUCAGAAGACUUGCAAUUGUUUUGUCCAUAUGUGCUGCAGUUCUUCUUGUGUUUCUGUCAGUUUUGGCCUAUAGGUUCCAGUUUUACCUGCGGUACAGCUGUGUCCUGCUAAGAGGUUAUAGAGCCUCCAGGCAGCAAGAAUGUUCCUAUGAUGCUUUUGUGAUCUACUCCAGCAAAGAUGAAUCCUGGGUGAUGGAUGAACUGGUGGAAAAUCUGGAAAAUGGGAUCCCACCCAUCCAUCUGUGCCUCCACGUGCGGGACUUUGAAGCAGGCAAGGCCAUCACCUCCAACAUCAUAGACGAGGGCAUCAUGGGCAGUCGUAAAAUUAUAGUGGUCAUAUCUAAACACUUCAUUGAGAGCUCUUGGUGCCGAUUUGAGUUUGAGGUGGCUCAGUCCUGGUUAGUGAUGCAAGGCAAUGCCAACAUCAUCAUCAUUAUUCUGGAAGAUGUGGAGGAGGAGAAGACCAAGAAAGUGUUCGGACUCCAUAAGCACCUGAAAAAGAACACUUACCUGAAGUGGAGCGGGAAACCCAUCAGUAACAUGAGGUUCUGGAUUCGGCUCAGGAAGGCUGUUAUGAUGAGAAAUUGACGUGCACAUCUCAUUGUGUCAUUGUGUUAAUGAAUUGGUGACA
Molecule: messenger RNA, 2523 nt
Organism: Colossoma macropomum (tambaqui)
Lineage: Eukaryota; Metazoa; Chordata; Actinopteri; Characiformes; Serrasalmidae
Product: toll-like receptor 4
Exons: 3
Coding region: 24-2480 (818 amino acids)
Biological process (GO): immune response; toll-like receptor signaling pathway; inflammatory response
Cellular component (GO): membrane
Molecular function (GO): lipopolysaccharide binding; protein binding; lipopolysaccharide immune receptor activity
Source: RefSeq, a predicted model, not a curated record